AACUUCUAAUGAAGUAUUGAUUUUUGGAUCAACCCAGAUAAUAAAUAUAUUUAGAAUUAUGCAUAGGACAAACAAUUGCAGUAAAUUUUAAGUGAAAAUAUUAAUAAUUUUCUAUAUAAGAUAAAUAAUUAUUAUUGACAAUUAUUUAUGUCUAAUAAAUGUCUUAUAGGUACAUAAAUUUAGUUUCUGUACGUGUUACUUAAAAAUAAAAAUAACUUAUUUGGACUAGUGAAAUAUAAACAGUUAAAAGUUCGUAAUGUUAAAAUAAUUUUGAUGGUUACAACAUCUAAACAUGAGUUCUCGACUUAAUUUAUAUACCGUUGAGGUAGGUGAUACUAAUUUCACCAUCUUAAGCCGUUAUCAAAAUUUAAGACCGAUCGGCUCCGGGGCACAAGGCAUAGUUUGUGCUGCAUAUGAUACAAUUACUGAACAAAACGUUGCGAUUAAAAAACUUUCACGUCCAUUCCAAAAUGUUACUCAUGCUAAGAGGGCUUAUAGAGAAUUUAAACUAAUGAAAUUAGUAAAUCAUAAAAAUAUUAUUGGAUUACUUAAUGCAUUUACACCUCAACGUAACUUGGAUGAUUUUCAAGAUGUUUAUCUCGUAAUGGAACUAAUGGACGCUAAUUUAUGUCAAGUAAUUCAAAUGGAUCUCGACCAUGAUAGAAUGUCAUACCUACUUUACCAAAUGCUCUGUGGUAUAAAACAUCUUCAUUCUGCUGGAAUAAUUCAUAGGGAUUUAAAACCAUCCAAUAUAGUUGUCAAAGCUGAUUGUACUUUGAAGAUUCUAGAUUUUGGACUGGCAAGGACAGCUGGUACUACUUUUAUGAUGACGCCCUAUGUUGUAACACGUUAUUAUCGGGCACCAGAAGUAAUUUUAGGAAUGGGAUAUAAGGAAAAUGUCGAUAUUUGGUCUGUUGGAUGUAUAAUGGGCGAAAUGAUUCGAGGAGGUGUACUAUUUCCUGGUACCGAUCACAUUGAUCAAUGGAACAAAAUAAUUGAACAACUUGGAACACCAUCAACUUCUUUCAUGCAAAGACUACAGCCUACUGUGAGAAAUUAUGUUGAAAAUAGACCUCGUUAUUCAGGCUAUUCCUUUGAUAGAUUGUUUCCAGAUGUUCUAUUUCCCAGUGACAACAAUGAACAAAGUAGAAGAAAAGCCGCUGAAGCAAGAGAUUUAUUAAGCAAAAUGCUCGUAAUUGAUCCUGAACAACGUAUAUCGGUAGAACAGGCUUUAUUGCACAGUUAUAUACAUGUCUGGUAUGACAAUGAGGAAGUUAAUGCUCCUGCUCCAGAGCCGUACGAUCACAGCGUGGAUGAACGAGAGCACACUGUUGAACAAUGGAAAGAACUUAUAUAUGAAGAAGUCAUGGAUUAUGAAGCACAUACAAGUAAUACCAACUCAGGAUCUACAAAUGUGCGGUAGAAUGUACUUUUUGUGUUAUUUUACAGUGAAAAGCUUUUAAUAUACAACUUUUAAUGUAUAUAAAAUUCAAUUGCAAUAAAAGCACAUAUUAACUUA
This is a messenger RNA of Lucilia cuprina (Australian sheep blowfly), 1519 nucleotides long. RefSeq names its product stress-activated protein kinase JNK (gene bsk). The transcript is spliced from 7 exons. Gene Ontology annotation, molecular function: JUN kinase activity; ATP binding. The coding region runs from base 293 to 1423 and encodes 376 amino acids. NCBI's taxonomy places the organism in Eukaryota, Metazoa, Arthropoda, Insecta, Diptera, Calliphoridae. Gene Ontology annotation, biological process: protein phosphorylation; JNK cascade. The record is from RefSeq and is a predicted model, not a curated record. Gene Ontology annotation, cellular component: nucleus; cytoplasm.